AUGAGAGAUUCAAUGUACACUGAGCUGCUGCAGUUACACCCGGAAGCGAUGGAGACACCUUUAGCGCCGUUUGCUGCUGAAGAAGUCGUUGAUUUAACUGCUGAAGAUGUAGACAAUGAUGAAGCGAAGGAUAUACAAGAAAAAGUUCAUCGCUUUCUACGCAAAGCCGAUGUCUUAGACCCUAUCUCCUUCUCCCCAAGAAACUUCUUCAAGGCUGCUGCAUUAAGAAACCCAUUUACUAAAGAGAUUACUGCUGUGGGGUGGAUAACUGAAGAAAGCAGCAGCUUAGCACCUUCAAUCGUUCUUACAACUGCGGGGAGCGGAUCCCGGUACGAGGCAGUGUUUUUAGAAGAAGAUAUAGCAGAGAUAGCGGAGAUACUUGAAGGAGGGGGAGACAUAAAAAAGCUGAUGAAGAGACUGAAGCAGCAAAACGAAGUGUCUCCGACCCAGCAGCAUCUAUCGGAAUUAGAUUGGGUUAAUCUGCAGCUAGCAGCUGAGCUGCAGGGAAAUAGCUGGAGGGGGGUGUCUGAGGGGCCCCCUGGGGGCCCCCCUGCUGCUGGUGGUGCUGCUUCUGCUGGGGGUGAUGCUGCAGCAAAAGAGAAUACGCAUAAGAAGAAGGAGACAGCGACAGAGACAAAGGCAGAGGAGAAGGCUAUCUCUAUUCGAGCCCGCUUGCAGCGGAUGCAGCUGCAGCGGGAGAUGCAGCUGCAAGCAGAGCUAAUGAAGCAGACGCAGAGACAGAAGAAACAGCUACUAUAUACGCAGCAGCAGCUGCAGCGUACGCAUCUUCAGGUUCAAGCAGCAGAAGCGGAGCUAAGAGAACUCCAAGCAGCAGCAGCAGCAGCAGCAGCAGAGAGAGUGCAUUCAGAAGUAUUACGUAGAGGAGAAAGACGCCUGCUGCAGCAGCGGCGUGCUGCUGCUAUAGAUGUGCUGUCGCCUUUAGGUGUAUGGAGUGAUAUAUGGGCAAAGAGAGCUCAAGAAGACCCUGCAUCAAAGACAAUUCGAGUGUAUGUACAGCCCUAUUUGUUUCUUAUUGCUGGAGUGCUGCUAGCUGUGCUUUACUUUGAGGCUCACAAAGCAGCAAAGGCUGCCCCCACAAGGCCGAGAAGAUCUUAUAAACAAAGCGGCGAUAUUAUCUCUAGUAUACGGGGUGUCUCCUUAGAGACACCCGGGCAACGAACCCCUUCUAUUAAAGCAUUAGCAGCAGCAGCAGCAGAACUUGCAGAGCCCAGCAGGUCUCGCAGGUCUUCUCAAAGAAGUUCUCGAAAAUAA
Messenger RNA from Eimeria acervulina, 1272 nucleotides. RefSeq lists its product as hypothetical. The coding region runs from base 1 to 1272 and encodes 423 amino acids. The transcript has 4 exons. Lineage: Eukaryota; Apicomplexa; Conoidasida; Eucoccidiorida; Eimeriidae. The record is from RefSeq and is a predicted model, not a curated record.